CGUGAAUUAUGGCAGACACUGGUGAAAAGCUGAGCAAGAGUUUGCAGCUGAGCAGGCAAUGAACAAAGUCAAAUCCCUUCCAUCUAUGACAAGUUAAAAACACAUCACAAAGGGGCUGCUCUCGAACGAUUGCAGUUCCCAUGUUUUGCUCAAAAUUGAAAUAUGGCGCCCUCCUGUGCCGAACUCUUGCCAGGCCAGGGUCAUCACCCAAGUGUCUGAUUCUAACAAGAAGGGCUCUGGAGGGAAAAAAGGCGGCCGUUAACUCAUGCUUCCCCAUUAGCAGUGGAUCCAAAAACGGAAGUGAGCUGAAGAGGCGGGCCAAGGCGGCCAAAAAGGCUGAGGAGAAGGAAGAAAAGGCAAAGGUCUUGGCCGAGAAGGAAGCUCAAGAUGGAGCUAAGAAAGCCCCUAAGGCAGCAGCUAUUGAUGAAGAAACCCUUGACCCUCGGGAAUACUUUAAGAUUCGGACUCAGAUGAUCAGCAACCUCAAGUCUGCGAAUGAGUCGCCGUACCCUCACAAGUACCACGUAUCCUCAUCGCUGUCGGACUUCAUCCAGAAAUAUAACCAUUUAGACGCCGGUCAGAUAUUAGACACCGAUGUCCAUUCAUUAUCAGGUCGUGUCCACGCCAAGAGGGCGUCCGGAGCUAAAUUGAUCUUCUACGAUCUCAGAGCUGAAGGCAAGAAGCUGCAAGUCAUGGCAAAUGCAUCCAAAUUCUCUUCUGAGGAAGAGUUCUUCAAGGCAAAUGACAAGAUUCGACGAGGAGACAUUAUAGGCGUCAAGGGUAACCCAGGAAAGACAAAGAAAGGAGAGCUGAGUAUAAUUCCAUCUGAGAUGACGCUACUCUCGCCUUGCCUUCAUAUGCUACCUCAUCUACACUUUGGUCUCAAGGAUAAGGAGACACGUUUUAGGCAGCGGUAUCUUGACCUCAUCAUGAAUGAAUAUGUACAACAGAAGUUCGUCGUCAGGGCUAAGAUCAUCGCUUAUGUGCGCAAGUUUCUAGAUGACCUCGGCUUCUUGGAGGUUGAAACUCCGAUGAUGAAUAUGGUGGCAGGAGGGGCCACCGCUAAGCCAUUUGUCACUCAUCACAAUGACCUGGAUAUGGACCUCUUCAUGAGAGUGGCUCCGGAGUUAUACCACAAGAUGCUGGUAGUUGGAGGAAUCCAGCGUGUGUAUGAAAUAGGUCGCCAGUUCCGUAACGAGGGCAUUGACCUCACCCACAACCCAGAGUUCACGACCUGUGAGUUCUACAUGGCGUAUGCCGACUACAAUGACCUCAUGGAAAUAACGGAAAAACUCUUAACGGGAAUGGUGAAGUGUAUCACAGGAGGCUCUCUCAAGGUGGCUUACCAUCCUGAUGGUCCAGUGGGAGAAGCGAAAGAGAUUGACUUCACUCCACCAUUCAGGAGAAUACACAUGAUAGAUGAUCUAGAGAAAAUACUUCAAGUGAAGUUCCCCCCUAUGGAUCAGCUGGAUACACAAGCUGCCCAGAAGUUCUUUGAUGACAUUUGUGUCAAGAAGGGUGUGGAGUGUUCUGCUCCUCGGACUACGGCUCGACUCCUGGACAAGCUGGUUGGUGAGUUCCUGGAGGUGCAGUGCAUCAACCCGACGUUCAUCAUCGACCAUCCAGAAAUAAUGAGCCCUCUCUCCAAGUGGCAUCGUACCAAGAAGGGUUUAACGGAACGGUUUGAGUUAUUUGUCAUGCAGAAGGAAAUAUGCAAUGCCUACACAGAGUUGAACGACCCUGUAGUUCAACGGGAACGAUUUGCCCUCCAAAUGAAGGAUCGGGACGCAGGAGAUGACGAAGCCCAGAAUAUCGAUGAGAACUUCUGCACGGCCUUAGAGUACGGUCUCCCACCCACUGGAGGCUGGGGUAUGGGGAUCGAUCGUCUGACCAUGUUCCUCACAGACUCUAAUAACAUUAAGGAGGUGUUGUUCUUCCCGGCCAUGAAACCAGAAGAUCCAAAGCAAGCCGAAGGGCAGGUAACCAAGCCACAAGAAGCGUCUUAACCGCAACCAUAACCUAUGACCUCUUGUAAGGUCACGGGGUCACUUCAUGAAAGCAGUGACCUUUAAAAUUCAAAAAUGGUCACAAAAUCUCAAGCAGUUUCAACAACCCAGAGGUGGGUUUCACAAAGAAUUUUGGAAAUAGUCUUAUCUCGAGUUUAGGACGACUUAUUCGUCCUAACUAAGGACUAACCUUUAGUCUUUAAUAUCAGGACUAAUCUCAAGUUAGGACUAAUCCCAAGUGCUAGUUGAAAUCAACCCCAGUAUCCUUUAACCCUUGGAAAUGCCAUCAUAUGCUAGGAAACAUCUUUGACCUUAACAAAGGUCAAAAAUCAUGUGUACCUGACAUUUGCAAAGGUCAUGUGCAACAUCAUCCCAAAUAUCAACAUCCCUAACCUUAUGACCUUCAAAAAGGCGAAAUGACUCUUUGUCACAUGUAGUCCCUUACCUUUAUCCUUGGAACCCAAAAGUGAAUCAUGACAGAAUAACUCUCUGAUACACUGGCACUACAGACUGCCACACAUCAAACAAUAAUAGGCUAGCAGACUGCUACAAAGUACCACACUUUCCAGCCUAGCAUUGGGUGAAUGGGUUCUUCUUUUGGCUUGUGUACUGUGGACUAAGUCUCAACUGCCCCCUGUGGUGUUUUGUGGCAAGAGUCGGUUGGGCAGGAGAGUGCUUCAAUAGGGCCAUGCCUUCCAGCCUAGCAUUUGGUGCAUACGUAUCUUCUGUUUGUACAGCUGGUAUUAUCAGGACACCCCAUGGCUUGUGUGCUGUGGACUUAGUCUCCACUGUCUCCUGUGGUGUUUUGUGGGGCAGGAGAGUACACACCAGUAUUAAUUUAUUUUUGACGAAGUAAGCAAUGUAAUGGGGGCAUAAAGUAAUGUGGGAUUUAGUAGCGAGAGGCCAAAGACUCCACCAUUCUUGCGCAGGUGAUUAAUCGACUAGAUAAUGCCAAACGGGUAUUUACAGUAGAAACAAUUUAUUUGGCAAUGUUCAACAGAUAAGCUAAAAUAAAUUUUGUCGGAUGUAAAAUUUGUCUGAAAAAAAUAAUGCUAACAGUCACUUUCUACUAUAACAAUUACAUUUUAAUAAAGGUGUAGUGUAGGCUGUUUGUAUGUGAAAUGAUAAGGGAGAAGUGCGGAGUUAAACAACUCGAGGUAUCUGGAGGUUGAACCUCAAAUAACCCCGGAAAGCCUCAACUUUGAGGCCAACUUUGAGGUACCCCCUGGGCCAAAUUACUACACACAGAGCUGCUUAAGCACUAAAAGUAGCUAAGCACAACAAAAUAAUGCUUACCAGAAUAAGGUUAGCAGCCAAACU
This is a messenger RNA of Asterias rubens (European starfish), 3326 nucleotides long. Its product is annotated as lysine--tRNA ligase-like. Gene Ontology annotation, biological process: lysyl-tRNA aminoacylation. The record is from RefSeq and is a predicted model, not a curated record. The transcript is spliced from 16 exons. Gene Ontology annotation, molecular function: ATP binding; lysine-tRNA ligase activity; tRNA binding. Gene Ontology annotation, cellular component: mitochondrion; cytoplasm; aminoacyl-tRNA synthetase multienzyme complex. Bases 141 to 2006 code for a protein of 621 amino acids. Lineage: Eukaryota; Metazoa; Echinodermata; Asteroidea; Forcipulatida; Asteriidae.